AUGAAGUUCACCACCAUCUCUACUAUCUGCCUGGCCGCCGGCACCACCUUCGCCGCUCCUACCGCUUCCAGCGGCGAGGAGAGCACUACUCUCCAGCCGAUCUACAUCGAUAGCUGGACCGCCGCGUUGUACUCGGAGUUCAAUCGGGGCACGAUGAUGUUCAACAUGGGCGACCCCAACAAGAAUGUUAAGACUAACUGCAGUGUUAUCUGGGAACGCGGGUUGCCCGUACCCCAUAACACGAUGGUCAAGUGCGACAACAAAGCCUACGAGUUCGGUUUCCCUAAAGGCAUCGACUCUAUCGAUGAAUUCACUCUCAAGGUGGCUCGCACUAACGGUGCCUGGAGCGGACACUAUGCAGCUAACUCGCAGAACAAGAAUUGGAAUUGCAACGAGUAUGCUCAUGGUGCGUUUAAGGAGAAGUGUGAAUUGAUUGGUACUUUGAAUAUGGAAGUGAAUCACCCGAAAUCAUCCUGA
Messenger RNA from Penicillium lagena, 477 nucleotides. RefSeq lists its product as uncharacterized. The record is from RefSeq and is a predicted model, not a curated record. NCBI's taxonomy places the organism in Eukaryota, Fungi, Ascomycota, Eurotiomycetes, Eurotiales, Aspergillaceae. Bases 1 to 477 code for a protein of 158 amino acids. The transcript is spliced from 2 exons.